GGGGGCACUUUUCAACCGCCCCAUUUUCACCGCGGCUUCGCGCGUGAGUUGACGAAUCUAACUUUCGGAACGUGUGAGGAGUGAUUCGACUGUUUGGACACGCCAGAAUCGCUGAUCAGCUCCGAUGCAAGAUUAACCGAGGAACUAGACUGGAUUUCCUGUUUAGAGGAAGAUCAGCUGUAUGUUCCAAUUCAGAUUCAGACAGUUGAGUCAAAGAUGCUUACUCAGCGUAUGGCUCUUCACUUGCAAAUCGGUGAUCCCGUUGGGGAGGAACAAACCUUCUAAAUGCAUCAUUACUCAUCGUGUAGAUGCUACAAUCUACGACGCAUAUUACUACUCACUUUUCUACACCAUCGAGUCAAGCAAAUAUUUAUUGGAACUUCAAGAAAUUAAAAGUAAUUCUAUAAAAAGGCCACGAUGACAUGUUCUGGAUAACUUGUAGCUGACUUCUACAUCUCAAUGGUUAAGUGUUUUUUGAUUGAGAAGAAUCGACUGGGAGCACUCAAAGGUAGCCAAGAAACGUAAUCAUGCAUUCGUCUUCGUGUUCGAGUAAUCUCUAAUGCCGCAUGUGACAUGUCACUCUUUGAGCUCUAAAAUUUCCGUAGCUGAAUCCGGAUUAUCAUAAAGGGGCCAGACUUGCUAAUGCUCCCGUUUCAACACACCAAGUAGCCCGAUGCAGAAGAAUCAUGCAUGAACGAUGCGGAACCAUCGUUCCUUUAGAUCCCUUGCUCAUCGACGUUCAAAGGACCUCCACAAAUCUGACAUGCAGCAAGAAAUCUCUGAUUGAUAUAUAUUUCGACAAGAUAUCACAAAAUGAUAAUUGAGGAACACCUGCAUCGCCCACUUCAUCGCUACUUUUAUCCUUCUGCCCACUUUUUCUAGCAUUUCAUCCGUGUUGCAGUUGGCCAUCGCGGUCCCGAGUAGUGUAUCGUGUUGUGCUCACACUUCAGUUCGCACUGAACCCAUACCUAUGCUUUAGAGUGUAGGGUGUAAAUUUAUCCGUCAACUGAGAAAUAUGAUUGAAUUGGAACGCCUGGUAAUGCUUCAGGGAUCAUAACCUGAUUCCUUUGAUGAUGCAAUUUAGCAUUACAAGUGAAAUUCAGGUAGAGUUUUGUCGUCGUGAACGUCGUCCUUGAUGUAUCUGUAUGCACGGCCUGUGCUGCAUCUGCGGAGAGACGCACCGGUAAACACCUACUCUUCACCUACAAUCCCCCUAAGUCGGGGCCACAUAUGGAUGCAGCUUACUAUCUACACACACUAGAUAGGUAUGUACAGGGGUGGACGUGUACUGUGAUCCUACUCGACUAUAUUAUUAUCCUGCUGAACCUACUGCUGUCUCUCAGUGAAUUGGUAAACCUUCACCGUCCCCAAUUCAUACCUACUUCUUAUCACGCUAACGCCGCCGUCUUCACUUUUGACAGGUUUGCUAUAAAUUGUACAAGUCUAGGACUUACGGUGGGGCAACUGCGGCGGACUUUUCAUAUUUGAGAAUGACAUCGAAGGAAUGAAAACCUCAUUGCAUCAAAGCUCCUUGUCCAAAUCACAUAAAAAUAUGAUUCUAGGCACUUAAUGAUCCUUUGCGGUGUUCUCGAUCCAGGCUCUCUGUUAUGUGCCAUGUGAGGCAUAUGUUUGCAUGAUAUCAACAUAGCCUAGUGGGGCGGAUCUUGUAAAUCGGCUUGCUUUGAAUAUUGUGCAGGACUUCUGCUCCAACAGGUAUGAUUUCAAAGGAAAAGACUACUCGAUGAUAAGCAGGUCCUAUCUUAUCAGAUUCUGGAAUGCGCCCAACUGGUGGUUUGGUAAAGCUGUGACAAUAUGUCGAUGGGAAUUGAAGAGGGGUGGAAUGCGCGAAGCAUGAGAAUUAUGUGAUAGGAUGGGAUUUGACUGGAUCUGGGGGAAGUCACUGUUGGAAUCUGUUUCUGGAUCGGUUAGGAUCUGGGGCAGGGCGAACGGUUGACAGGAAGCGAGCGUGGGGGAGUUAGACGGAGAGGAGAGGGCAGCGGAGUAACUUAAAGUAGGCUGGCAAAGGGGAGCAUGUGCAAGCCAUGGCUUGGGCUAUUGGCAAUGCAGCUGGUGGCCUUGUGUUCGUGUUUGGAUAUUGUCGGUGGCGCUGAUGCUGCUGACGCAGUGUUCAUAGGCAUCGGGGGGCUGCUUGCGUUCAACUCAACCAUCGGAAGAGCUGCCAAGCCGGCUUUGGAGCUCGCUGUGAAGGAUGUCAACGAUGCCAAGAUCUUUGAGAAGUCGCAGUUGGUGCUCCAUUUGGGCAACACUAAUUGCAGCGCUUUCCAAGGAGCGGCAGCUGCGAUGAACUUGCUAAAGCAGGAGGUGGUGGCCAUUGUGGGGCCUCAGACAUCGGUUGUGUCGCACUUCGUCUCGCACAUGGGCACCGCCACCCAAGUGCCACUGGUGUCGUUCUCUGCGACUGACCCCUCGCUCUCUGAGGACCAAUAUCCCUAUUUCGUGCGUAUGACGCACAGUGAUAAUGUGCAGAUGGCUGCCAUCGCAGGGAUCAUUCAGUACUACGGGUGGAGAGAAGUGACCGCGCUGUACACAGAUGACGAUUUUGGCAACAAUGGCAUCGACGCACUAGGGGAUGCAUUGAAAGCGAUAGGAUCUAGUAUUGUGUUCAAAGCUGGUCUAGACCCCAAGAUUACCAGCGACGGCAUCGGUAGAGUACUUACCAAGUUGUCGCAGAUGGAGUCGCGGGUGUUGGUGGUACACAUGGAGCCCAACAUUGGCAAAGAGCUGUUCGUCAUGGCGCAGUGGCUCCAGAUGAUGACCCAAGGAUACGUGUGGAUUGUCACCGAGGCCAUGACCAGCAUCAUGGACUAUCUGGACAAAGACUCAGAUUUUCGGCAGGCGCUGCAGGGAGUGGUGGGAACUCGGAGCUACAUUCCGUCAUCUCCUCAGCUGCAGGACUACAAAGACAGAUGGUUGGAAUACCACAGUAAGGACCGCUCUCUCGGCCCCGCGCAAAUGAACAAUGUGUACGCAUGGUACGCAUACGAUGCAGUCUGGAUGAUUGCGCAUGCCAUCAAAAACUUCAUGCAAAAGGGCGGAGCCACCACGUUUGUACAGCCUCCAGUGUAUCCUGUUGAUGCCGGAGGGCAAUCUGAGCUGGCCGACCUCAAGGUGUUUCAGGAUGGCAGGCUGUUCAUGAAUACCAUUCUGGAGUACCAGCAGGUCUCGGGCAUCACAGGUCCUUUGCACGUGGAUGAGAGAGGAGAUCUCAUCGGUUCCUCCUUCGAGAUCGUGAACAUGGGGGAUAACGGAUUGCGGAUGGUGGGAUUUUGGUCUAAUUCCACAGGAUGCUUGGCCUUCGCUCCGGAUCGUACUGUGAGGGCCACGCGUGGAGUCAACCAUGUGUUGGGUCAUUCCUCCAACUCAGGGAUUCAAACUGUCAUCUGGCCAGGUGGGGUGACGGAGGUGCCAAGAGGGUGGGUGGUACCCAAGAAUGGACGACCUCUGCUGAUUGGGGUGCCCAACAAGAUCGGGUACAAGGAAUUCGUGAGCUCUGCAGUGGAUUCCGCAAAUCGGACUUCAUUUCACGGGUUCUGUAUUGAUGUAUUCCAACAAGCGCUGGCAUAUUUGCCCUACUCUAUCUCCUACAGCUUCAUGAAAUAUGGAAAUGGCAGUUCCACCCCCAGCUACGAUGCCCUCGUGAACAAGGUUGUUGAGAAGGAUUUUGAUGCCGUGGUUGGGGAUGUGACCAUUACCACGAAGCGAUCCACGACAGUGGACUUCACGCAACCAUACACAACAUCGGGGCUGGCAGUGGUGGUACCAAUCCGACAGGGUGAAGGCAACCAUGCGUGGGCAUUCAUGCGCCCUUUCACACCGCUUAUGUGGGUCACCACCGGCACUUUCUUCUUCUUCACAGGCUUGGUGUUGUGGUUUCUGGAGCACAAGAAGAAUCGAGAUUUCCGCGGCCGCCCCAAGAAGCAGAUCGUCACAACCCUAUGGUUCAUAUUUUCAACCCUCUUUUUCUCUCAAAGGGAGAGAGUGAAUAGCACUCUAGGUAGGGCAGUGCUGAUCAUAUGGCUGUUUGUGGUGCUUAUCAUCAUCAGCUCCUACACAGCGUCUCUGACCUCCCUGCUCACUGUACAGCAGCUCCUGCCCACCAUUCAGGGCAUUUCCAGUCUCCUUACCAGCAAUGUCCCUAUCGGCUACCAAACGGGAUCCUUCGUGCGCGAUUAUCUGCUCCAGCUCAAUGUUGCCGAAGAGCGCCUCGUGCCUCUCGACACUCUCGCAGCGUACUCGGCUGCCUUGACUAAGGGCCCCAACCGCGGAGGGGUCGGGGCCAUUGUGGACGAACUCCCCUACGUGCAACUGUUUCUGUCGUCUGAGUGUGCCUUCACUAUCGCGGGCCAAGAGUUCACUAAAAGUGGCUGGGGCUUUGCGUUUCCGAAGGGCUCCCAGUUAGCGAUUGAUUUUUCAACCGCCAUUCUGAAGCUGGCAGAGAAUGGAGAGUUGCAACGCAUUCAUGACUUAUGGCUGGUCUCGGAGAGUUGUACUAAGCGCAAUUUGGCGCAUGAUUCUACAGAGCUGGGGCUGAACACGUUCUGGGGCCUAUUCCUUAUCACUGGUUGUGCGUCAGUGUUUUGUUGUCUCGUGUACUGGACGCGCAUGAUCAUUCGGCACCGCAAGGCGAUCCGGGAGCGCGGCGCGAGGGAUGGGCAGGUCAAAAUGUCACGUCUGCAAGCCAGCAAGAGCUUUCUGAAGUCCUUACUGACUUUCAUCGAGGAGGAGGAAGUGUCCACAACUGGAAGACGGUCCAUGCGUCGCAAGAAAACCAGAGAGUGGGACGAGUCAUCUCCCAACCAGGGCAGCUCUUCCUCCAUCGCACCUACUCUAUCCAGUCAAAGAAUAUCCAAGGCGUUGGAAUCCAUCACUGCCUACGCUACAGAGGAAUUCUGUACUCCCCAAGUCACUAACCAGGCAUGCGAAUGUGUACCAACACCAUCCACCACGACGAUCACUUCGGUCACUACUUCUGAAGCCGGAACCAAUACACGUCCUGCUCAAGCUGACACGUCUAUUAUGACUGAGGGAGCUUCAACAGAUGAGGAGCGACCAGGAAGUGCUGGCCCUACCUCUACUCCCGAUCUUGAAAUUCAGGACUUCAAAUUUAAUGGUAUCUCUAGGACUUCUUAUCUGGGGUUGCAGUCCCCUUCAUCAUAAAAGUUUCAAGUUAGAGUUCGAAACAUGAUCAUGUGUACUCUGCAGAGAAUGGACCACAAAAUCAAACAAGUCAGAGCUGCUCGCUUUAGAUGUUCAGGUGUAGUGACGUAGUAAUACAAUAACACCAACGAAUAUGUUAGGUUUCCGAAUGUGCCAAGAUAGAUGUCAGAAUUGUUUCUGAAAAAAGUGCGUUGACAAUGCGUCAUGAACAGAAGUUACAAUUAGUGGGCAGGACAAAAUGCUUGAUGCUUCGUACAUUCCUAGAUAUUAGAAUUUGAUCCCAUUACUUCUCCUUACUGUUAGGGGUUGGUAAAGACUAUUCUUGGAUAACUACUAACUUCAGCACUACCAAAACUACCAGUACCAGUAACAUUGAAAUCUUUUUUCACUGUCGUUGCAACCAUUUGCAAUGCACAGUGAAUCAAAUACGGAAACGACUAUCGUCUCAAAUACAAACUAAGAGGAAAUAACCCUCUUGGGUACACAUCUCA
Molecule: messenger RNA, 5669 nt
Organism: Physcomitrium patens
Lineage: Eukaryota; Viridiplantae; Streptophyta; Bryopsida; Funariales; Funariaceae
Product: glutamate receptor 3.3
Biological process (GO): G protein-coupled receptor signaling pathway
Cellular component (GO): membrane
Molecular function (GO): ligand-gated monoatomic ion channel activity; G protein-coupled receptor activity
Source: RefSeq, a predicted model, not a curated record